Molecule: messenger RNA, 2867 nt
Organism: Triplophysa dalaica
Lineage: Eukaryota; Metazoa; Chordata; Actinopteri; Cypriniformes; Nemacheilidae
Gene: gdap2
Product: ganglioside induced differentiation associated protein 2
Exons: 14
Coding region: 229-1731 (500 amino acids)
Source: RefSeq, a predicted model, not a curated record
UGACUGAGUGUUGCAAACAAGAUGUGUUGACCACAAGCAACUAAAAUCACUUUUUAACCAAUGGUCGGUCCAUUUAAAAGCGGAAGCUUGGGAAUACAGCCGUGAUCUUUUCCCUUUCUUUAAAGUGAAUUUUUUUUCCUACUUGUCUUUUGUUGUUGUAACGUCAUUAGACAGGACUGAUUAGCUGCACCAGUGGACGAGAUCAUCUGAUUACAUCUAAAGCACAACAUGGAUCCCUUAGGAGCUCGUUCUCAGAUUGUGGAUGUCCAGAGCCUCCCCGCGUGGGACCAGCCUCAGGGAGUCCAGGAUGAGGAGGACGGAGAGAACUGUUUUAGAGAGGAUGAUUGCAAUUUGACCAAUCAGAUCAAUUCUUUAACAUCGCCUUUUGCUUAUAGACAAGACAUCAACGGCAAGAUUGUUCUCUUUAAUGGAGAUGUGGCAUUUUUAAACUGCACUGCAAUCGUCAAUACAAGUAAUGAGAUGCUAACAGAUAAGAACCCAGUUUCAAACAGCAUUCACAGAUACGCCGGGCCUGAGCUCAAGGACGAACUAAUCAAACUGAAAGGAUGUCGGACGGGUGAGGCAAAAAUGACAGAGGGCUUUAACUUGGCGGCACGCUUCAUCAUUCAUACCGUAGGGCCCAAAUAUAAAGCCAAGUACAGGACAGCUGCGGAGAGUUCUCUGUACAGCUGCUACAGAAAUGCCAUGCAGCUCGCCAAAGAACAUGGCAUGGUGUCUGUAGGUUUUUGUGUGGUCAACACAGUGAAAAGAGCAUAUCCGCUGGAGGACGCUACGCAUAUAGCAUUAAGGACUGUUCGUAGAUUUCUUGAGAACCACGGUGAGAACAUCGAGACUGUGGUGUUUGCUGUUACAGAUGUCGAGGAGCCCCUGUAUUUGAAGUUGAUGCCGCUGUAUUUCCCACGCUCAAAGAAAGAGGAGAUGACCAGUCUUCCUUUUCUGCCAGCGGACAUCGGCAAUGCUGAGGGCGAGCCCGUGGUCCCGGAGAGACAGAUCCGCAUUUCAGAAAAGCCCGGAAAUCUAGAGGAUGACUCUGGAGAUGACUCACUGGAAUCAGACCUGGGGCUUGUGGGAAAUCACGCCUUCGCUCGCAUGGAAGGAGAUGUGGAUAAGCAGAGGAAACUCAUCCUUCAGGGCCAUGUAUCUGAGGCGGCCCAGCAGAAACAGCACCAAAGGAACUAUAACCGAUGGCUGUGCAGAGCGCGGGCAGAGGAUCUCUCAGACAUCGCAGCAUUAAAAGCAUUAUAUCAAACCGGUGUUGAUAGAUGUGGCAGGACGGUCAUGGUUGUUGUCGGCAGGAAUAUUCCGGUUACAAUCAUUGAUAUGGAAAAGGCCUUACUGUAUUUCAUCCAUGUAAUGGACAAUAUCACAGUGAAGGAGUAUGUGAUGGUGUAUUUCCACACGCUCACCGGUGAACACAAUCACUUGGAAACAGAUUUCCUCAAGAAGCUCUAUGACAUUGUGGAUGCCAAGUUUAAGAAAAACCUCAGAGCUUUCUACUUCGUUCACCCAACGUUCCGCUCCAAGGUGUCUACAUGGUUUUUCACGACGUUCAGUGUAUCGGGCCUGAAAGAGAAAGUCCAUCACAUAGAGAACCUGCAGCAGCUCUUCACCUGUGUCUUGCCAGAACAGGUUGACAUCCCUCCUUUUGUCCUGGAGUAUGACACACGGGUUAACAGCCCAUAUUAUACAGCUCACUCUUCAGGCCUGUGACGGUCUGUGAUUAUCAGACAAACCCAGUGCAGAAGAGUUUGACAGGACCUGCCACUAAAUGAUCAGCGCCUGGGCAAACACACAACCCUGAUGACCCGUCGACGUUGUCGGAGGCGUAUCUCAGUCAUUUCUGGAGGGCUGAGUUUUCUCUGUGACGCUCAGAGAUAGUCGAUCUUCUGUCUUUCAAUAAUGCUGUAUAAACACAACCUUCUGAGACCUGCUGAACGUGCCAGACUCGAAACCUUAAUAGAAGGAACCGCUGGUCUGACUCAAGCUCUAUUAGGAAACUUCAGCAGACAGAGACUGAAUUUGACAAAUAUGCAUAACAGAUUAUAUUUUGUACAACACAUGUAAUGUGAAUCUAGUUGAAUAAUUGCUGGAAAUAUUGUCAUUUGUGCUGUUUUUGAUUUUUCAUGUCAUGUUGUUCAUCCAGUAAUCUCACAGCUAGACUUUGCAGUGUUUUGUAGUUUUAAUGCAUUCCAUGUCUGCGCAAUCACAAGCAGGAGCAGUUUUCUUGAUUAUUUGAUUUUCAUCUGAAAAUACAUGUACAACUUUGGCUGAGGCAUUAAACAAACUGUAAGCUAUAGCUGUAUAAAACUGUCAGUCCAAAUUAGUCUAGAUCUCAGUUUCCUUUAUCAGCACAUAUGAAGGACAUCCAAGAUAUGAAUUACAUUUCUUUCUUAUUACAGUUAUAAUUCUGUGUAAUCAUUCUGUGAUAUCAUUUAUAGCAAAACUGAUACCAUGGUAGCAUAGCAAAUUGUAUGUUUACUCCGGAUUAUGUUUUGUGUGUAUGUGUGCUUGUUUCUGGAGAUGUUAUCAAGAUGGUACAUCAGUGUUCAUUUUGGAGAGUCUUUAAAACCUAAGGUACACUGACAUUUUAAAGAGCGUCAGAUUGUAUUAUAUUCUAACAUAUGAAAAAGAUUUACAUGCAUGGCCAAAGUGAAGAACUGUAAAUAGUUAAUUGUAGAUACUAAUAAUGCUGUCUGUUACUAUUCCUUUUGGUUUGUUUAAGUGAGUCAUUACUGACACAGUGCAGAAAUUGUUAAAUUUUGUAUUAUUUUAAAUUAACGAGAUUAUAUAAAUCAUGGUAAUGAAGAGAAUAUUUGAAUAAAAGAAAAUCUUGUAGUGGUAUGUUA